Emericellopsis atlantica is the source of this 1464-nucleotide messenger RNA. Its product is annotated as MFS transporter. Bases 1 to 1464 code for a protein of 487 amino acids. Gene Ontology annotation, molecular function: transmembrane transporter activity. Gene Ontology annotation, biological process: transmembrane transport. The record is from RefSeq and is a predicted model, not a curated record. NCBI's taxonomy places the organism in Eukaryota, Fungi, Ascomycota, Sordariomycetes, Hypocreales, Bionectriaceae. The transcript is spliced from 4 exons. Gene Ontology annotation, cellular component: membrane.
AUGGCCGCGUCCAUUGAGAAGCGCACCUCGCGCGAAGAGCAUGUUGACACCUUUGCCGAUGAUGAGAAGAAGCCUGGCUUCUCUGCGCAGGAGCCUGGUGCCGACUACUCGGGUGCCGUCAGGAAGACGGAUCCAGAGGAAAUCAAGUUGGUCCGCAAGCUCGACUGGAUGAUCAUGGUGUCCACACUCUGCAUCAUGUACUUCCUCAACUACGUGGACCGGAACGCCAUUGCCCAGGCUCGUAUCAACGAUAUCGAGGAGGACCUGGGUAUGACUGGCAAUGACUUCAACACUGCCGUCUCCAUCCUCUUCGUCGGCUACGUUCUUAUGCAAAUCCCCUCCAACAUGUUGAUCACAAAGGUCAAGCCCGGCAUGUACAUGAGCUCUUGGAUGCUGGUCUGGGCUGUUGUCUCGGCCUGCACUGCCCUCGUGCAGAGCUUUUCCGGCAUUGUCGCGUGUCGCUUCUUCCUUGGUGUCACCGAGGCACCCUUCUACCCUGGCGCGACAUACAUGCUGUCCACCUUCUACACGCGCAAGGAGGUUGCCUCUCGCAUCGCCAUGCUCUACUGCGCUCAGAUUCUGGCUGCCGGCUUCUCAGGCCUCAUCGCCGCCGGUAUUUUUGCUGGUCUCGAUGACGUCCGCGGUCUCGAGGGCUGGCGUUGGCUCUUCAUCCUCGAGGGUGCAGCCACUGCACUCAUGGCGCUGGUGGGAUUCUGGAUCCUGCCCGACACACCCUCGACCACUCGCUGGCUGAACGAGCGCGAGCGCGAGCUUGCGCACACCCGCAUGGUCAAGGACAGGCCGGCGGACCACGGAACCGAAGGCUCGGCCCUGGAGGGCCUCAAGCAGGCCUGCAGGGACAAGCGCACCUGGCUGUUCAUCCUGAUGCAGAACUUCCAUCUCUCGGCCUGCUCCUUCAACUCCUUCUUCCCGACAGUGGUCAGGACUCUGGGCUUCAGCGACACCAUCACCCUGGUCCUGACCUGCCCCCCGUUCAUCUUUGCCGGCGCGGCCGGUAUUCUGUUCGGCUGGUCCUCCGGUCGCCUCCACGAGCGUACCUGGCACAUCACCGUAGGCCUCACGUGCUCCAUUGUCGGAUUCGCCAUCGCCGCUGCCACUCUCAACGUGCCGGCGCGCUACGUGUCGUUCUUCAUCUUGGCCAGCGGUGCCUACUCAGUCAACUCGGUCAUCAUCGGCUGGGCGUCCUCGACUCUGUCGCAGACCAAGGAGAAGAAGGCCGUCGUGCUUGCCAUGACCAAUGUCGGUGGACAGAUUGGGUACAUCUACGGCGCCUACCUGUGGCCCAAGUCGGAUGAUCCUCGAUAUGUCAUUGGCUUCAGCGCUUCGGCCGCGUUCGCGCUGGCUUCCAUUGGCUGUGCGUGGCUCAUUCGUGUACUAUUGAUCCGCGAGAACAGGAGGAUCAGGGCGUCGACGUCGGAGCACGUGAACCUGUACGGAUACUAA